GUAAGUUACUGACUACGGUAGUAUCUCGAGUACCUGGAUGAUAAGAACUUUAAUCAAAGCCCUUCGACAAUUCUCUCCACCUCCCCUUGAGACACCCCCACAACUUCAAUGCCACUCCUAUCAACCUCCCUCCGGCGCCUCUCCCGGAGCACGAUUCCAAAACUAACGCCGGCAACAACAGCUACCAGAUCCUUCAUUUCAACCCCCCCACUCAAGGACUACUACACCCCAACUCCCUUUGUCCACGAAUCUGUUGGGGGAGGAUGGCACUCUUACGAUAUAUUCUCCCGCCUCCUCAAGGAGCGCAUAAUCUGCCUUAACGGCCCCGUACACGACGGCAUAAGCGCAGUAGUAGUCGCCCAACUCCUCUUCCUUGAAGCUGAGAACCCCGAGAAGCAAAUAAACCUCUACAUUAACUCCCCGGGAGGCAGCGUGACGGCCGGGCUAGCGAUUUAUGAUACAAUGAAUUACAUCCAAGCUCCUGUCUCGACGAUUUGCAUUGGACAGGCGGCGUCCAUGGGCUCGUUGUUGUUGUGCGGUGGGACGAAGGGGAAGAGGUAUGCGCUCCCACAUGCUAGUGUUAUGGUUCAUCAACCUAGUAUACUGAUGACUAAGGGGAAUAGUGAUAUCGCGAUCCACGCGAAGGAAAUUCUCCGAGUUAGAGAACGACUGAAUAUAAUAUACCAAAAGCACCUUACGAAACCCCACACACUCGCACAGAUUGAAAAAAUCAUGGAACGAGACCUCUUCAUGGGUGCCGAAGAAGCAAAAGAAAUGGGCCUAGUAGACGAGAUCUUAGUCGCCCGGAAGAAAUCCUCGGAAGUUCCCUCAAUGUAG
Messenger RNA from Tuber melanosporum (Perigord truffle), 837 nucleotides. RefSeq lists its product as uncharacterized. Gene Ontology annotation, cellular component: endopeptidase Clp complex. Gene Ontology annotation, biological process: protein quality control for misfolded or incompletely synthesized proteins. NCBI's taxonomy places the organism in Eukaryota, Fungi, Ascomycota, Pezizomycetes, Pezizales, Tuberaceae. The record is from RefSeq and is a predicted model, not a curated record. The coding region runs from base 109 to 837 and encodes 242 amino acids. The transcript has 4 exons. Gene Ontology annotation, molecular function: ATP-dependent peptidase activity; serine-type endopeptidase activity; ATPase binding.